GGCCUUCGAUCAUCCUUUUCUCCAGUGUGGUCCUCUAUUGUGAUCCGCGGUGAGAGGCUACUGAUAGUCUGUCUCUGUCGCCCUUGAUUGGCAGACUGGUCUUCUGACAGGGCCAGCGGAGCCCCUAAGGCACUCGGCCAUCAUGAAUCCCGAUGACUCCACUAGUGGGUUCAGGCAUGCCAAGGUGUUAACGUUUAUCAACCAGCAAAUGGCCAAGCACUCAAAAGGCCCCGAGUUCUACCUUGAGAACCUGUCCCUGUCCUGGGAGGAGGUGGAGGACAAGCUCAAAGCCAUCCUGGACAGUAGCCAGGUGCCUCGGGAAGCUCAGGAAGCCUGUGCCUGGGGCAGCCUGGCCUUGGGUGUUCGCUUCGCUUUCAGACAAGGCCAGUUGCAGGGGCACAGGGUGCAAUGGCUCCAUGACUUAGCCGGCCUGCACAGGUCGGCGGCACAUGCCUUGGCAUCAGACCUGAAGAAGCUCACGGACCAGCAAGAGAUGGAACGCAAGGAAGCGGCCUAUCACCUUCAGUUGGCCCACACCAAACUAGCAGAGGUUCAGAGGGAGAGAGACCUGAUGAGACUGAAGCUACUACACGCAGAGCUGAGGGCUGUUCCAGUUGCACAGAUGCCAAUCACGACUAGUGCCCCUGCUGCUGCUGUUCCUCCUCCUGCUGCUGCUGCUGCCGCCGCUGCUGCCGCCGCCGCCGCCGCCGUCGCCAUGGCUGCAGCUGCCACGGCUGCAGCCGGAGGGGCACAGACAGGGCCAGAGAUACAAAAUGCAGGAGAGAAAGAAGCGGUGACAGCUAGUCAUACAGCAGAGUGUAAACCAGAAAAUGAGAUGGAAGGGGCUAUAGGCAUGGCGGCCCCUAGGGCAUCCACAGUGGCGCUGGAAGGAAGCACCCUGGAGGAUCUUGGAGCUGUGGAGAGGAAAACUUAUCCCCUGGGUUUGGAGAGGCAGGAGGAAUUGGAAGGCAAAUCUGACUCCAUGCAAUGGGGUCUCAGGUCCGCAGCCUCCCUGAAACCUGUAACAGUCCAACUCCCUAUCUCAUUUACAUAUUCAUACGAAAGCCCCUUCCCAGUCACACCCACUCCAUCCCCACCACCAAGCACAGUCACAGAACCUCAGAUGCCUUCCUACUUCAUGGCCACUGAUAUGAAUAUGUCCGAAACUGAGGGCCCAACAGUGUACCUCCAAGAUCCCCCUAAAGAUAGUUAUGAUAGUGAACCCCAGCAGCAGAGAAAAACAUCAUUUUGCACACCUGGGAAUUGGGAUUGUCCUUGGUGUAAAUCUGUGAAUAUUUCAAGGAAGGAUGCUUGCCUCUGCUGUGGGAGGCAAGGCUGGCUGCCAAACCCUCAGUGAGUUUUUAAAAAUGUGAUACAGAACAGAAAUCUCCCAAAGAGGAAGUCAAUUUUCAGAGAUGGGAAAAGGCAAGUGGGAGGCGGGGUUCAUGGGAAUGGGAGGGGAGGAAUGGGAUGGGGCAAGUUUGAUGAUUUCUUUUGUAUUCCAGAUUGUUUGCAUUCGAUACCCUUGAACUGCUUCAGAGAGAGAGAGGGAGAGAGAAAGAGUGUAUGUGUAUAUCCCCCUUCUGGCACAGCUAAAUAUAAAAUACCCCACCCUUUCCACAUACCUAGGCUUUAAAAGACAGAGCUAUAGUAGUUAUUCAACCCAUCCUGAACCAAAACUUUUCAGGCUGUCCAGUGGGUAGUGGGUAGAAUCAGUGGAUCACUGGAAGUUGGGUCGUUGGGUCCAGGGUCAUAGCCGUACUGGAGGUACAGCCCAUUCCUGGUCCUGGUUAAGACAGGGAACAGAAUCGGCUUUCCAGACAUUUUUAGACUGAUACUAGGAGACUCCAAAGAGCUGACAAAUAUAAAGAGACACAAAGGAGUGGAGAACUCAGCUACUUCUUAUUUCUUUGCAGUUGUGUUAUAUAAUGUUCCAUUUUUACUUAGGUGACUUCUCCAUAAUUUAACAAGUAAAUUCUCGUUCUGAGCAACUAGAUGAUUUUCCCAUCAGCUAACUUUUAUAUCUUGAUUUGUCAAAAAAAAAAGGGGGGGGCUCGUAUGGCCCAGAUUGGCUUCAAACUCAUUAUGUAGCUUAGCUGACUCCAGAUCCUCCUGCCUCCACUCCCUAAGUGUUGGAAUUGACAGGGGAGUUAAACAAGUGGCUAGCAAACAGUGGUGACUCUUAUACCAAGGCCCCAGGAAUAAACUGGAUAGGAUGUUUAUGUUCUGCAGAAAUUCUGUUGCCAGAAAUAGCUCAAACCUGGGGUGGUUGUUCCCAGGAGUGAACUGGAUAGGAGACUCAAAAUUCUGAGAGAAUAAUAUCACAAGAAAUUAAAUCAUCAAAUGAGACCUGGGAUGAAUUAACCUCAGGUUUAUGCUUGACUCAAAUUAACAUGACAGAGAUUUGCCUCCCAUAUGAGAGUUCUGAGAGACUACAGAGGAUGUCAGCACCAGGUUCAAGCAAGGAUUUCUGCGAUUGUACAGCCUCUUAACAGCAACCUUCCCUAGCCCCAGUGGGCAGAACCAGAGACAGAUCUUAACAGGAAACGUAUGCCAACUGCUCCAAGUCCUCAGGUAGAAGGAAGGAGAACUGUAUCUGGACCAGACGACAGAGACACAGCUGAAGAGUCCUGACUAUCUCCCAGAGACUAUAAACCUGGAGAAUAUGAAGCUGUUGUGGCCCAUGGGACACCUGUAGCAUCAGAAAUGUGACUUUGGGUUGUCUGUUAUUGGUGAGAAUACAGUUUCCUCCAGGAUUGCAGGCCAUAUCCCUAGCCUGCAAUUUUUUGAACACCCUUUGGGCUGCUCUCUGUUCUCUGUUGCAGGGUUUCCUAACCUCACUGCACUUGACAUCUAGAUUUGGCUAGUUCUUUGCUGUGAGCUGGGAGGUCCUAUGUACUGUAGGAGUUCUGCAGAUUCCUAACCCCUACCCACAGUAUAUCUGUCUGUCUGUAUGACCCACUCCCUACCCCUUCAGUUGUGACAAGCAAAACUGUCGCUGCAUACUGCCACAUGUCCACUAGAGGGCAAAAACAACCAGAGUUGGGAACAACUGAGUUGGCAGUUGAAGGACUUGGCAGUGCAAAGACUCAACAGGCAAGGUCACAGAGGCUGAAGCUGACUAAAAAAAGGUUCAUCGGGCCUGGUGUUUACUUUGGAUCUUCGCGAAAACCCAGGGUGGUGGCAGAGUAGAAACAAAAUUGCCAGGACUGAGGAGUGAGGGGAACCUCUACCCUCUCCAACAGUGGUUUCAACCUUUAAUGUUUCAACAGUGUAAUACAGUGCCUCAUGUAUAUAAAAUUAUUUUCAUUGGUACUUCAUAACUACAGUUUUUCUACUAUGAUGAAUUAUAAUGUAAAUACCUGUGUCUUGCAAAGGUCUUAGGUGAUCCCUGUGAAAGGGUUGGUUGUUUGACCUCCAUAGGGAUUACCACCCAUGGGUGGAGAACCACUGCUUUACAAGGACUCUAGGCUGUGAAGGGAAGGAAUAAAGUGAGAGCCAUGUUUAAGAGAGGAUUAUUUUGUCAGCUAGCCAACAUGCUUGGCAAAAUAUAUUAGAUAAAAUUUCUAACAAGCAUUUAAACUCUGAUAAAGGCUAAGAGUUAAGGUUAGGUACUUUUGGAGCAAUUUCCUCAAAGAUAAAACAUUCCAACCUGCAGGAGAGCUCCUGAAGACUCAGUAGAAACUUGAGCCAUUAAAGGAGAUAUACAGAGAAAGCUUUAAAUGAAAGAAAAAGAGGAAAGAUGGUCUUGUGUAAUGUAUGAGAGGAAUAGCCAAUGGUAUUACAAGGAAAACAACACUAUGAAAGGGACCACUGUUGUUCUGUGUAGGAUAAAAACACUUAACAUUCUUAGGUAUGUAUAUGUAUGCUAUAUGCAAAUAUGUUAUAAAUUUAUGCCUACAAACUAUAUUUCAGUAAGCAUUGAAAAGAUAUGGAAAAGACACUUAGUAAACAGGCAGGGAACAGAAGGCAGCAAUGGUAUGGCGGUAUAGAAUAGAGCAAAAUUUGAAUAAAAGGUUUUUCUUUAGUUUUUCUUUAUGUACUUCUGUGUUUUGAAAGUAAUAAGGUGAUCACAAAAAUAAAAGUUAUUUACCCACUUC
Messenger RNA from Arvicanthis niloticus (Nile rat), 4100 nucleotides. RefSeq names its product testis expressed 13B (gene Tex13b). NCBI's taxonomy places the organism in Eukaryota, Metazoa, Chordata, Mammalia, Rodentia, Muridae. Gene Ontology annotation, molecular function: mRNA binding. The record is from RefSeq and is a predicted model, not a curated record.